GAGCGGUGCGUGGUGCAACAUGUGUGUAGAUAAUUCCAGAAGCGCAGUGUCUUUUCCAUCUGCAGCCCCAAAGACGAGCUCUCAAAUCACGAACUGUGACACCCCACCAGCAACACUCUCAGCUUUCAGCCCGCUUUCCUGCACCUCUCUGGGACACCGUCGCUGCCCGACCUCCUCGCAUUUCAACGUUGUUUUUUCCCCACGUAAAUUUUUCCACGUUUAGUUCCUGCCUGAUCUGUCACCAUGCUGAGCGCAGCCAGGAGUAUGUCAAGGACUCUCCCCACGGUCAACUCCGUCCGAAGCGUGUCCUCCCUCAUCAAGAAGGCCUGUUGGAGCGGCUUCCAUCCAGAUGCUUCCAGAGUUCUGUCCAGAAGAGACUAUGCGUCAGAGGCCAUCCGAGGGUCAGUCAUUGGCAUUGACCUGGGCACCACCAACUCUUGUGUGGCUGUCAUGGAGGGCAAACAGGCCAAGGUGCUGGAGAACGCAGAGGGCGCGCGCACCACCCCAUCCGUGGUGGCCUUCACUGCAGAGGGGGAGCGUCUGGUGGGCAUGCCCGCCAAGCGCCAGGCAGUCACCAACCCCCAGAACACACUGUACGCCACCAAGAGGCUGAUCGGCCGCAGAUUCGAUGACCCUGAGGUGCAGAAGGACCUAAAAAAUGUGCCAUACAAAAUCGUGCGUGCGUCCAAUGGGGAUGCCUGGGUGGAGGCUCACGGAAAGAUGUAUUCCCCCAGUCAGGCUGGGGCCUUUGUACUUAUAAAGAUGAAGGAAACGGCAGAAAGCUACCUUGGCACUAGCGUGAAGAACGCAGUCAUCACUGUGCCCGCCUACUUCAAUGACUCCCAGAGACAGGCAACCAAAGAUGCAGGUCAGAUUGCUGGUCUGAAUGUCCUCCGCGUCAUCAAUGAGCCCACUGCCGCUGCUCUGGCCUACGGACUGGACAAGACCCAGGACAAGAUUAUCGCUGUAUAUGAUCUGGGCGGGGGCACGUUUGAUAUCUCCAUCCUGGAGAUCCAGAAGGGCGUGUUUGAGGUCAAGUCCACAAACGGAGACACAUUCCUAGGAGGAGAGGACUUUGACCAGCACCUGCUCCGCCAUAUCGUCAAGGAGUUUAAGAGAGAGACGGGGGUGGACCUGCUGAAGGACAACAUGGCUCUGCAGAGGGUCCGAGAGGCUGCAGAGAAGGCAAAGUGUGAGCUGUCCUCCUCCCUCCAGACUGACAUAAACCUGCCAUACCUGACCAUGGACGCAUCUGGACCCAAGCAUCUGAACAUGAAGAUGACCCGGGCCCAGUUCGAGAGCAUUGUGGCAGACCUGAUCCGGCGCACCGUGGCCCCAUGUCAGAAGGCCAUGCAGGAUGCUGAAGUGUCCAAGGGAGACAUCGGAGAGGUGCUGCUGGUCGGAGGCAUGUCCAGGAUGCCCAAGGUCCAGCAGACAGUCCAGGACCUGUUCGGCCGAGCCCCCAGUAAGUCUGUGAACCCCGACGAGGCAGUGGCCAUCGGUGCGGCCAUCCAGGGCGGGGUGCUGGCCGGGGACGUGACAGACGUGCUGCUGCUGGACGUCACCCCUCUGUCCCUGGGCAUCGAGACUCUGGGAGGGGUCUUCACCAAGCUCAUCAACCGCAACACCACCAUCCCCACCAAGAAGAGCCAGGUUUUCUCAACGGCAGCGGACGGCCAGACACAGGUGGAGAUUAAGGUGUGCCAAGGUGAGAGGGAGAUGGCUGCAGACAACAAGGUCCUGGGACAGUUCACCCUGGUGGGCAUCCCCCCCGCUCCCCGAGGAGUACCCCAGAUCGAGGUCACCUUUGACAUCGACGCCAACGGCAUCGUGCAUGUGUCUGCUAAAGACAAAGGCACGGGCCGCGAGCAGCAGAUUGUGAUCCAGUCUUCUGGAGGUCUGAGCAAAGACGAUAUUGAGAACAUGAUCAAGAACGCUGAAAAGUAUGCCGAGGAGGACCGCAGGAGGAAGGACCGAGUGGAGGCAGUAAACAUGGCCGAGGGUAUCGUUCAUGACACAGAAUCCAAGAUGGAGGAGUUCAAAGAUCAGCUCCCUGCAGAUGAGUGCACCAAGCUGAAGGAGGAGAUCACCAAAGUGCGAGACCUUCUGACCAACAAAGACUCAGAGACCGGAGAGAACAUCAAACAGGCAGCAACUAACCUGCAGCAGGCCUCACUCAAACUCUUCGAGAUGGCCUACAAGAAGAUGGCAGCAGAGCGCGACAGCAGCAGCGGCUCCUCCAGCUCGACAGAAGGAGAGAAGAAGGAAGGCCAGCAGUAACCUUUGCACUUUGGCUGUUUCCAUGACAACAGGACUCUGGGCUCGGGGUUUGGCGUGGGGGGCAUAGUCAUCAUAAUACAAAAGACUGAGCAAAUCCCAUUUGUGCUCUGGCGUUUGUCAUAUGCUCUAAUUUAAAUGUUCAUUUUUACAUUCUACCACACAGUCAUGUUGUCUCAUAAUGUACAUUAUAUUUUUUUUGGUAUUUUCUGCAAUAGCUCAUUCAGACAUUGCUUACUGGGGUGGGUGAUUCACAAUUCUGAUGCAAAAAUGCUUCCUGAGAUUCAAUGCUUUGUUUUCAGUCUAGUUCUGCACUCGGACACUUUCCAAGCCCACUCCUCCUAUUGGUCAACCUCUGUUAUGUGUUGAGUGAGUGGGUUUGGCCAGUCUAAAAGAAGUAUGAAGAAACUGCUUUAAUAACUUGUCAAAGGCAGUAUAGAGCCAAAGGUUCACAGAUGGGGAUAUAAUCCAUAACCUUGCUCUAUAAAAUUGUGGAAAAUCUUUUGCGAUAUCGCCCACUCCAACCUGGCUCCAAGAGAAAGUGCCCAAAGCAAUUUGUUUGAUGUAAAAGCUCAAAUAAUUACAAAAAAUGUAAAUUAAAGUUAAUUUUAGAGUUUGGGCUAAGAGAAACUGCCGGUAUUGGAAUUGCACAAGACCUAUUCACAUACUUUAGUUCAUUUCAAGCAAAGUUGUCAGCUUUUUGUAAUUUAUUUUGUUAUUUCAAAAAAAAAAAAAAAAUCCUUGAAAUAAGAAAAAUGCAUUUUAAAACAAGUGAAAAGAAUUUACAAUAACUUUAAUGUUACUAUAACUACAAAAUUCUGAAUUCAAGUAAUUUAAACACUGUAACUGUAACUGUCUCGAUGACCUGUUCAGUCUUCUGCCUAUGUUCUGAUCAGAAAUGAAAGCAUAUAAUGUACAAACUGUAUAGUAGUGUUGCAUAAUAAGGAUUCCCUGGACACA
Molecule: messenger RNA, 3237 nt
Organism: Periophthalmus magnuspinnatus
Lineage: Eukaryota; Metazoa; Chordata; Actinopteri; Gobiiformes; Gobiidae
Gene: hspa9
Product: heat shock protein 9
Exons: 16
Coding region: 244-2280 (678 amino acids)
Biological process (GO): cellular response to unfolded protein; protein refolding
Cellular component (GO): mitochondrion; cytoplasm
Molecular function (GO): misfolded protein binding; ATP hydrolysis activity; ATP-dependent protein folding chaperone
Source: RefSeq, a predicted model, not a curated record